GUCAGGGAGCGAAAAAUUUAUUGUAUUGUAAAAGGGAAAAUAGAAAAGUAUUUUCUUUGUUAUUUUCCAUAAGGAUGACAAAUUUGUCAUUCGUGUUUUUGGUUGGGGCCGCCGCRCUUUUAGUGCUCACAGACGGGCGCCCAAGUAAAYUGAGCUUUGAGGACGAAGAAUACGUUAACAGUGAGAUUGUCAAGAAAGGUGAAAUCAAAAGAAAAGAAGAAUCGCCUAAAUCUGCAGAGAAAACAGAAUCAAAAAAGGCUAAGAAGAAGCAGUUUGUUAUAGACGCCCUUCACGAAGGCCCAUACCACGGAGGUCAUGCCUGGGGGACUACAUCGGAGUGGCCAGGUUUUAGUACAGUCAAUACACCAUUUCCUGGCCAUGGUUUCGCUGAUACUUCUGGAGGUGGCUGGAAUGGGUACCCAAGCCUUGGKGCAUACAGAUCUAAAAUUCCUUCAGCUCUGAGUAAAAGAUGGUGGCCUGGKUAUAGUGGUGGAUGGGGAGGCUGGGGUGUAGGAAACACGGGAUAUCCCGGAUGGGGACCAGGCGCAGGUUACGGUCCCUUCCAAGGAGGUUUCCCUCCUUAUGGUGGACAUGGCUUUUUUGGCGGACCUGGUCAUGGUUAUUACCGAUCAGAUAUUCCACAGCCAGAAGAAACUGSUACUAAGAGAUGGUGGCCAGGAUACUCUGGCGGCUGGGGUGGCUGGGGAGUGGGUAACGCUGGUUACCCCGGAUGGGGGACAGGYUGGGCUCACGAAGGAUGGGAUCAUCCAGGGUUUUACGGUUGGGAUGGGGCAAAUGGCYUUGGUGGUCAUGGAUACUAUAGGUCUAUAAUUCCUAAGGCCCCUCAAACGGAGUCUCCAGUAGUUAGAAAUUUCGUAGCAGGUUAUAGUCCUGGCGUUUAUGGCUGGGGUGGGGUAACACACGGAUUACAUGGACCYUUUGGUGGACAUUUCGGAGGAUAUGGUGCAUAUGGACCCUAUGGGGGWCAUGGUGGACCAUAUGGGGCAUAUGGGGGACCAUAUGGUGGACCCUUUGGUGGGCACGGAGGACCAUUUGGAGCAUAUGGUGGACCAUAUGGCCCCUUUGGUGCGCAUGAUGGAGCAUUCCCCUACCUAGGAGUGGCACCUUUCUCGGGACCAUAUGGUAGUCACGGUGGAUUUUUUCCACCCGAUCACCCUCAAUCCUAUGCUGGACCUUUGGAAUUUGGUCCUUUUGGUGAACAUCCUAUCGUUUUAAACCGUCGCCACUUUUCACCUUUAAAGGAAAAGCCCAAACAGGAGAGUGCCAAAAGCAGGCAGGUCAUUGGUUAUCAUCCAGGAUGUUAUGGAUGGGGCGGUGUUGUGCAUCCAGGGUGUGGACCUGUAUAUGAUGGAGGUUGUGGUGGACAUUUUGGUUGUGGGGGUUGGGGUGGUUGGGGUGGUUAUGGUGGUUGUGGUGGUUGGGGUGGUUAUGGUGGUUGUGGUGGUUGUGGAGGUUGUGGAGGUUGUGGUGCUUGUGGAGGUUGUGGUGGUUGUGGAGGUUGUGGUGGUGGCUGCGGUGGCUGUGGUGGUUGUGGCUGUGGUGGAUGUGAUUGUAGGUCCAAAACACCAAAUAAAAAAAACAAGGCGAAAGACGUUAAAGCCAAAACCAGACAACAAAUUGAAAGUCCAUUGGAUGCUCUAUCUGGUCCAAGUAAUGAACUAAUCAACAUGUUUAACAACGCUGGUUUGCCAACAGAGCAAAAAGAAACCGAAACGUCUUCCCUUGUUCCAGGAAUCCAGGAAGACAUAACUCAACAAAUCGAAAAGUCCAAAAACGAAUUCCCUGAAUAUUCCAGUCAGUAUGCCAGUUCCGAUUUGGGAAGCGAUGAUAGUGAGGAAAUGCAAAACUUCCACUUCAACCCUGCAGGUGAAGGAACUGAAAUGAACAUCGGUGAUCAAUCAGCAAACCCACAAGAAGUCGAAGCRAACGCUUUUUCGCUGAUGACAGAUAGAGCUUCCCGAAGAGCCAAUAUCCCCAAACGUGAGAGCUCCAGGAUAAAGAAGCAAUCUGUUGCGUAUCCAUUGCAAUAUCUUGCAGGAGCACAGAUGCCUCUCUAYCAAACACCAUUGGCUCACCCAAUGAUUCCUGCUAUCCAACAUCUACCAUUGAUACCUCAUGUUCCAAUUGGUUAUCCUGCCCUGCUACCUCACUAUCCAUUCCCAGCGUUUCUGCCACAGGUUCGUCCAGCCCAUAAYAUUCACGUUGGAUCACCCAAUGUUAAAGUAGAUGUCCAGACCACGCGAACUCACGUGGCCAAAAGACCUGAAAAAGAUGAAAAAACAACCAAAACAUUGCGAAGGUUAGUAAGAGAUCUGGAAGAYGUUCUUGACGAUGAAAGCGAAAAGAAACAACCCGAAAAGACAAAGCGACAAGUUUUAAACUUUGGUUCCCAAGCUCAAGUACAGGCGGCCACGCCCUACCAAGCAGCAGCAGCUAGCAGAUUUCUUCUUCCGAAUGCAAGAAGAUUUCCCAUGGCACAAAUGCAAGCAUCAAUGCCAAUGCAGUUGCGAAGUUUCAGUGGCGUCACUCCAUUCCAAACCCCGCGCGCACCAUAURCUAUCCGUCAAGUCAUGCCUGCGAUGCAACGUUCUAGAACAAGUGAUCCACCACCCUUAUCGCCAGUGCAAAUCGCUAAAAUGGCGGGUAUCAGCAUUCCACUAGCAAUUCAACCGGGAUCGGGUUUAUUAGGCGCAACAAUCAAUUCAAGAAGAAAGCGCACAACCAAGAAGACUAAGCCAGCUCCAAAGAGUCCAAAGAGUGCAAAGAGUCAAAAGAGAUUUUUCCUUGCUUCACCAUCAGCGCUCAGUGGRCUUAUUCCAUCCAUGCGCGUUGCUCCAUCGUUACCWGUUKCUGGAUUUACAGCGCAUGCWCCACCUGCUAUUCCUCUUCCCAUCAUGCACACCCAGCCUCAAAUAGCUGCAAUGACAGCGGGUCCUAUUCCUUCUCAAUCUAGAUUAUCGAACUAUCCAAGUGUUUUGAGUUCAAUGAUGCAUCAACCCUUAAGCGGRUACCCUGUGGCGAGUUUGCCGUCAUCCAAUCCACCAAUGGUACCACCUUUCUUUUCUGCGUCUGCAAUGCCUUUGAAAUACAGCGCUCCUAGUGUACCCGUAGUUCGCCAGCAAGUUUCUGGAAUAGGAAGACAAGCAAUACCUCAGUUUACUCAGACUGGUUCCAAUUCCGCCUUAAUCAAAAAUUGGCUCACCAAUUUAGCACAAAACCAAGGAUACGGCAGACAAGAAGCUGCAGAAGCCAAUUUCCAAACCCCUUCGAUUGGACCACAAUUAUCAAUGUAUGCAGGGGAUGGACAAGCUACCUCUGAAGUGCCUAUAAGAAAUCUUGCUAAUUUUGUUCCUCAAAUACCUCGACAGCAGAACCCUUCAGCGCUACUUCAACCAGCCUUUGGACGAAAAAAGUCUGCAGUUCCAAGCGCAAAUUUGAAGAAACCAAAACACUAGUAUCAAAAUAGUGAUCUCUAAGCAGUAAUUAAUUAUACACGUAUGCGAUAUACAUAGUAGAAAUAUAAAUAGUUCAUGUCAGUAUUUAUACAGCAAAUUGAAGAAACUUUGUCCUAUUUAAAAGAUAGAUAAUAGAUAAUAGUCGCUGUAUACAUUGAGCUGAAGUAGUGUUGUCAGGUUAGGUAGAUUUAGAUUAUACAUCAGAGCUGAGGCAGCAAGYAUAAAAAUUGAAGUAAWSUUGUCACAUUGAAAAGGUAGAUCAUAGUUUCUACUYCAUAACUGGGGCUGYAUGCAUCAAAUUGAAGAAACUCAUGACGACCUCUCUUCAAGCUGGUGUAUGAUCAGAAGUCUAGUAAACGCCAUAGUUCGUAGUUCGACAGGAAUACYAAUAUGAURUAACAGACACCAAGUGUAUUUGCCAAAACUGGAUUCAAGACGCUUUCCAUUGAGGAAACUAGUUUAAAUGUAUUCAAACUUAUAGCGUGUACAAUAACUUGUAAUAAAUAUGACAUUUGUGAA
This is a messenger RNA of Exaiptasia diaphana, 3995 nucleotides long. RefSeq lists its product as uncharacterized. The record is from RefSeq and is a predicted model, not a curated record. The transcript has 10 exons. Lineage: Eukaryota; Metazoa; Cnidaria; Anthozoa; Actiniaria; Aiptasiidae. Bases 75 to 3476 code for a protein of 1133 amino acids.